Molecule: messenger RNA, 624 nt
Organism: Polypterus senegalus (gray bichir)
Lineage: Eukaryota; Metazoa; Chordata; Cladistia; Polypteriformes; Polypteridae
Exons: 2
Coding region: 1-624 (207 amino acids)
Source: RefSeq, a predicted model, not a curated record
AUGGGACCUGACAUCAUUGCUUGCGUCUUUCAUAUCAAACUGCGACAUUUUCUAACAGAUAUUCUGGAAAGGAAUAUUUUCGGCAAUGUUCUCGCUUACAUCUUCGUCAUUGAAUUCCAAAAACGAGGAUUGCCUCAUUGCUAUAUGUUACUUACACUUGACUCACAAUCCAAAAUAAGAACCAAGGAUGAUAUAGACAAAUAUGUUUGUGCUGAGCUUCUAAAUCCUGAAAUACACCCUCGACUUUUCCAAAUUGUCACUAAAUGCAUGGUGCAUGGUCUGUGUGGCACGCUCAACGCCAAAUCACCUUGCAUGAAAGACGGCGCAUGUACCAAAAAUUUCCCGAAAGACUUCAACGUGGAGACUCAAGAAAACACACACGGCUACCCCAUAUACCGCAGAAGACAAGGGAUAACUGCCAUUGUUGGCAAAUACGAUAUCGACAACCGUUGGAUAGUUCCUUACAAUCCGUUGCUUUCUCAGAAAUUCAAUGCUCAUAUUAAGGUUGAAGUUUGCGCGUCCAUUCAAUGUAUCAAGUAUCUUUAUAAGUAUGUGUACAAAGGACAGGACGCUGCAUCAAUUGCACUUUGCAGGGAGCCAGCUGAUGAUAUUUUUCCAACAUGA